Molecule: messenger RNA, 1939 nt
Organism: Bactrocera tryoni
Lineage: Eukaryota; Metazoa; Arthropoda; Insecta; Diptera; Tephritidae
Gene: HPS1
Exons: 2
Coding region: 86-1858 (590 amino acids)
Biological process (GO): vesicle-mediated transport
Cellular component (GO): BLOC-3 complex
Molecular function (GO): guanyl-nucleotide exchange factor activity
Source: RefSeq, a predicted model, not a curated record
GUGAAAUUUUUUCUUAUCAGUGUAUGGAAAUGGAGUGAAUUUGUUUUUAUCUAAUAUUUCAGAUAAAAAAAUAGAUUUUAUCAACAUGAACGGAUUAAUUGUGUUUAAUAGUGCCAACGAUGUUGUUUUUCAACAACUAAAUACCUCAUUGGCUGAGCAUUUCUUCGCAAAAAAUCCCGAUCUAUUUCCGGAGAAUGCAACUGCAGCUUCGAUAGAUGGAAAUAUUAUCCUGCAGAUUUUCAGUCCAAUUAUCAAUUCCCAACGUAUAAUGCAUUGUCAAUUUGACAAUACUUACUCAAGUUUUCAAUGCGAGAAAGGACUGAAUUUUGCUUUUGGUGAUCUAUUGGGAUAUACAUUUGUUAAAAUUGGACAACGUCCAGUAGAGAUACUCAAACGUCAUCUGGGAGUGGCAAUUGCCCUGACUCGUCAUCUAUAUGGUGCAAAUUUAUUUGCUCCAGAAGCUAGCAGCGUGCAGGAAGAACUGCUGUCAACUUGCUUAGAAAGCUAUGAAGAACAUUUGUGGGAUGAGGAACAAACAAUGUUGUUGGAAGCGCUACCACGCUUGCUUGUCAAUAAUGAACUUAGUCGAGUUGUUCACAGCGCACUGGAUGCUGCUUUAGAACGGCUAAGAGAAAUGGGUCAUCAACGCACACACGCACUGGUCUUUGUCACAAAUAAGUUUGUCGCAUCGGGUGCAUCGAAACAAGCGCUCCCUUUAAGUCCAUCUGAUCUGAUAUUUCUAACAUUACUUUCACGUUCUUUACAACGUCAAAACCGCCAACUUAAUCGUUCUGUGGCAGUAUUUUUGCAAGGCGUUUCGCAUGACCCACAAUCCGGUUGUGUACCGUGUAUCGCACACCUGUCGCAACUAUCGAAAGGGGUAUUGUUGAUACAGGUGAUCGAGUAUGCAAAUCUGCAAGUAGCGAGCAGCAUGUAUGAUACUUUCUUCGUGUUACAAAAAAUCGUAACUCUGCAAAUACAAGGCGACGCCGAUGCAAUGAGGCCCACAUAUGAUAGUCUUGAAUCCUUUGUUAAACAAACAUUAGAAGCACUCAAGCGCGCCAAGUUGAAAGGUGAUGAAGUGGACAACUCAUUGAAGAAAUUCAUCAGUAAAUGGGAUAACUUAAAGAAAAUGUAUGCGGAUUUCUUUCGCUCAGUGGAAAGAGAGUUGUUAGUACGAAUUGAGUCCAACAUUCCAUCAUUUAUGGAUGAAUUAAAGCAUCUCUUUACACUGACGUGCUGUGACAGCUCCAGUAUUGCUUUGGAUCAGCUACCAGAUGUGGCUGCACUAGUUGAAGGCAGGAUUUUGGAAAUUUCUGAAUUUUUGGCCGUCAAAGCAGAGCGUAACAUUACAAUUGACGCUUACUUGGAAGACUUCCCUGGACUCAUUCAUUUUGUCUACGUUAACCGUACCACAGGCCUGAUGAUUGCUCCCGAUUUGCGUGCAAAUCAACUUAUUUCAAAGGAACGCCUAUGGUCAAUGGUUGCAUUCACACGCAAUUACUUGAAGAAAGGACACACCACUGUAAUGUGGAAGGAUAAAACUUUCAACUACUCGUAUUUUCUCUGGUUUGAGGACCAAUCGGGGGUGCCUAUGAAAUCAAUCGAUAUGCAACAACACAUGGUAGCUUCGGCAUUGUCCAGUAACGCUUUCAAAUCACAAUUUGAACCGGGUCUACUUGCCGCUGACUAUUACCAGCAGCUAGCUGAAGUUUGCUUCCCCAAGAUUACGCCUGGUAAAAUAAAAUGCUACGAACUGUUUUGUAUUCACUUGGGAUUAGUUACGUCAACUUGCGCUGUGGAGCAUUCUAGACGUCUUGUGGCAACUAUAGCUGAUUUGGCCGGUGAAAAUAAUUAAUAGAACUUAAAAUAUUACUCGUAAUUCAGUUCAAAUUGGCACAUUCCAAAGAUACUCAUUAGAUAAUUUUUUUUUUUACAA